Molecule: messenger RNA, 588 nt
Organism: Dictyostelium purpureum
Lineage: Eukaryota; Evosea; Eumycetozoa; Dictyosteliales; Dictyosteliaceae
Exons: 2
Coding region: 1-588 (195 amino acids)
Source: RefSeq, a predicted model, not a curated record
AUGAAUAAAAUAGGAAAACUCUUUCCACAAACUACUGCCUUUUUUGUUUGUGAUUUACAAACUAAAUUUGUAAAUGAUAUUUUUAAAUUUAAUAGUAUAGUUCAAGAAACCAAAUAUAUGAUGAAAGUUUGUAAAGAAUUAGAAGUCCCAAUUAUUGCAACAGAACAAUAUCCAAAGGUACUAGGUGAAACAGUACCAUUAAUAAAAGAAGAUUUCGGACCCAGUACCAAGUUAUUUGAAAAAACUUUGUUUUCAAUGUACACACCAGAAGUUAAAAAAUAUUUAGAUGAAAAUCACAAGUCUGUUAAGUCGAUUAUGAUUGCUGGUAUCGAAGCUCAUGUUUGUAUAUACCAAACAACACUCGAUUUACUCGAACAAGGUUAUGAUGUCCAUAUUGUUGAGGAAGCAGUUUCGAGUGUAACCUCUCAUGACCGUAAAAUUGCAUUGGAAAGAUUAAAGCAAUCUGGUGCCUUUGUAAUUAACUCAGAGUCUAUAAUAUUCCAAAUGGCAAAGGAUUCAAAACAUAAAAAUUUCAAAACUCUCAUUAAAAUUGUCAAAGAAAGAAGAGAUAAUAAUGCAAAUCUUUAA